AUGAGGUGGAGGCAAGGCGCUUUCGAAAACCGCCCGCGAAACGGCAACGGCUGGCACUCAAGUGGGGCGUGGGCUGUCGGCGGUACAGACGAUGACACGGUGCAAAGAAUUGCAAGCGAUAUUGAAAGCAUGGUUAGCGGGCAAGGCAGCUGGAAGACUCUGUUGAAGGAUGUCGUUGGAAUUGUGCAGGAGGUGCAACAUGGUGGUGGACAGUCGCGCAGGAUUGAGGAAACGGAUGAAGAGGAGGAUUACCACGGCCGGCGGCGGAGAAGGAGGAGAAGCAACUGA
Molecule: messenger RNA, 288 nt
Organism: Colletotrichum spaethianum
Lineage: Eukaryota; Fungi; Ascomycota; Sordariomycetes; Glomerellales; Glomerellaceae
Exons: 1
Coding region: 1-288 (95 amino acids)
Source: RefSeq, a predicted model, not a curated record